UGUUAUACAAUGUUGCCUAGGGCUAUCGAGGGCCUAUCUUGGAUAGUAUAUAAGUCGAUGGUCAGCCCAGUCCCAGCACACAGCUCUCCAGUUCCUCAGCUUUGCUCAAGUCUCCAGAAGAGAACCCGAGAAAAUCCUUCAUCAUGUACAAAUUGAUCGUCCUCGCUACCGUCUUGGCUGUCUGCUCCGCUACUGUGGUGCUUCCAACAGCCCUGCACUACGUCGCCCCCUAUUCCUCCUCCAGGGUCUCCAAGUAUGAAUGGGAGCACCACCCCGUCAACUACGUGGUCCCUGCAGUGGCCCCCGUAGCCCCCGUCGUCACCUACAGCCAUAAGACCUACGUCCACUCCGCCCCUCUUCUCCACGCCGCCCCACUCGUUCAUACUGUCCACACUGCUCCCGUAGUCCACACCGCUCCUCUGUUCGCCGCAGCCCCAGUGGUUAGCCACAGCUCUACUACCAUCCUAGCUAACAAGAAAGCAUAAAAAGGAGAAUCCUUUGGACUUCAAAUAGCUGAAGUCUACAAGAGGCGGUCUCUUAAGGAAUGCGACAUUUGAUAUACACGGAAAAUGUUUUUGGAUUCUUCUUCUCCAUUUGGCUCGGAGACAACUUUUUGUGUACUUUAUUUUAUGAUUUUCUUUGAAUAAAUGUUUCGUUUUUUCCAUAAA
Argiope bruennichi is the source of this 668-nucleotide messenger RNA. RefSeq lists its product as uncharacterized. The transcript is spliced from 2 exons. The record is from RefSeq and is a predicted model, not a curated record. The coding region runs from base 144 to 485 and encodes 113 amino acids. NCBI's taxonomy places the organism in Eukaryota, Metazoa, Arthropoda, Arachnida, Araneae, Araneidae.